Messenger RNA from Didymosphaeria variabile, 636 nucleotides. RefSeq lists its product as uncharacterized. NCBI's taxonomy places the organism in Eukaryota, Fungi, Ascomycota, Dothideomycetes, Pleosporales, Didymosphaeriaceae. The coding region runs from base 1 to 636 and encodes 211 amino acids. The transcript is spliced from 4 exons. The record is from RefSeq and is a predicted model, not a curated record.
AUGAUGGAUCCGCAUCGGCUUAGGUCCCUUCGCUUUGGUCAGGACCCUACUGGCGGCGAUGGAAACAACGGAGACGACGGGAACGGAGACGGUAGUAACGGCGGCGGUGAAGAAGAUGGGGGCUCCGGUGGCGACGAUCCUAACAGCCCUAAUUACGUCUCUGGCUUCACAUACCAGGGAUGUUACCAGGCCACACAAGAUGACGGACUGCGACUCCUCCGUGGCCCCAACGAGCAACGCGUUGGAGACCUGACCAGAGAAAGCUGUGAGAGCUUCUGUGCAGGCUCAACAGGAGCGCCGUUCAAGUACUUUGGUAUCGAGGCCGGUCGUGAUUGCCGUUGCUCCAACACUCUGAGCUGGGACAAUCCAGAAGACGACGCUUCCCUAUGCACAACACAGCUCACCGGAGACCCCAACCACACCGCCGGCGGUAGCAACCGUAUCUCCGUUUGGCAGAACGAUGCCUACAACGGGGAAUACCAGGACUUCCAGGACUUCCAGGACUACCAGGAGCCAAUGGAGGAGGAGCUGGAGGGCCAGGUGGAGCAGGUGGAGCAGGUGGACCGGGCGGAGGACCAGGCGGCGCAGGAGGACCGGGUGGCGCAGGAGGAGCCGGCGGAGCUGGAAAUGGGAUAG